GCAUUAAGGAAGUUAUUUUCCGUGCAAAAUUUGUUCUUUAAACAUUCGGUGACGAAUUGUUUUUACUUUGAAAAAUUUUGAUUUUGCAUUUUGGUAUUUUGUUAAAAUGACUGAUAAGGAUGAGUACCUCUACUUAGCUCGUUUGGCUGAACAAGCAGAACGAUACGAAGAAAUGGUUCAAAAUAUGAAAAGCAUUGUUGUAAUGGGAAAUGGACUUUCACAAGAAGAGCGCAAUUUACUUUCAGUUGCCUAUAAAAAUGUUAUUGGCAUGCGAAGAGUAUCCUGGCGUGUUAUAUCCAAUAUUCAGAGUAAAGGAAAUGAUUUUUCUCCAAAGGUUGUUGCAAGUUAUCAGGCAGAAAUAGAAAAAGAACUAAAAGAUAUAUGUAAUGACAUUCUUGAUCUUCUAGAUACCUAUCUUAUUAAUCAUUCAAAAUCUAAUGAAAAUGAAAAUUCAGAUGCUUUGGUUUUCUACUAUAAAAUGAAAGGUGAUUAUUUGAGAUAUUUAGCAGAGUUUUCCACAGGAAUUGAUCGUAAAGAUUAUGCUCAAAGUUCUUUGGUUGCCUAUAAACUUGCCUCAGAUACUGCUGUUGAGCAGUUAGAAGCUACACAUCCAAUUCGUUUAGGCUUGGCCCUUAAUUUUUCAGUAUUCUAUUUUGAAAUUUUGGAUUUGCCUGAGCGAGCUUGUAACAUUGCAAAAAAAGCUUUUGAAGAUGCUGUAGAAAAUUUAGAUAAAUUAAGUGGUGAUAAUUAUAAAGACAGCACUCUAAUUAUGCAGUUGCUUAGAGAUAAUUUGACAUUAUGGACAGCAGAACCAACAGAGCAGCUUCCAGCAGAGAAAGAUGGUUGUAAUGAGUUACAAGAUGUUGAAGACCUGGACUCUUAAUGUUGGGCUUGCUCAUGUGUGUGUGUUUAUAUAUAUAUAUAUAUAUAUAUAUAUAUAUAUAUAUAUAUAUAUAUAUAUAUAUAUAUAUAUAUAU
This is a messenger RNA of Hydra vulgaris (swiftwater hydra), 977 nucleotides long. RefSeq names its product 14-3-3-like protein. Lineage: Eukaryota; Metazoa; Cnidaria; Hydrozoa; Anthoathecata; Hydridae. Gene Ontology annotation, cellular component: cytoplasm. The record is from RefSeq and is a predicted model, not a curated record. Gene Ontology annotation, biological process: signal transduction; intracellular protein localization.